AUGGAUGGUGAUAGGACGUUCAUAUUUCGCACAUGUACCGGGUAUUUCUCUUGACAAGACCUCGCGUUGGAAUACCAGAAUUACUGUGCUGUCUUAUGGAGGGGUCAGUGUUUCACAAAGCAGUGUUUUUCAAACACAUCUUGUUUAGUGAAAUGAUCUGACUCACUGUGAUCCAAAGACUGAAUCAAGCCACACAGAUCAGAUUGUUUACAGAUUGUUUAUAGUGGCUGUUUUUAUCCCCUCUCUUCCCUUUGCAUAGACAGGAGGUAUAUAUCCUUUUCCAAUGUUAAAUUGGAUUCUGGGAUUAUAUAUUACAGGAUGGGAAAUUUUUGGUGAAUGUCACAGAACUAUUCUAAUCUAGUAAACUCCUAAUGAUUAAAAAUGUAAGGGCAGUGGGUGCACCACACAAUAUGUGAACUUUUUGUACUGACACUUAACAUGAUAACACUGGCAAACUAGCAAUCACAGUAUAAGGUACCAAUCAGUCAAACAACAAAGAGCUCCUGAUAUUUAAGGACAUUUCAUACAAACAAAAAAUGGAUAAAUGGGUUGAGAUAUAUAUAUUUAUAUAUGGCCUGUACAUACACACAUAUAUAUAUAUAUAUAUACAUGUAUAUAUAUAUAUGUACAUGUAUGAUAAGAUAAGUUUAUUCCAAUUUUGGGCCCAGAGGGCAUAACAAUAAGACAGUUUAUAAAGAAGGAAAUUCAAAAAAGAAAAAAAGUUUACAACAUUAACUACAGGUUACAUAGACUAAAAACUGCAUGUGGAUGCAGCAUGUUGGGGAAACAAGUACAUACACAUAUGAAUUGCUAAUCAUGUGUAUACACAAGUAAAUGGACAGUAUCAGUAUUAUACCAACAUAUGAAUAAUAAACUAUAAUGAUUUUUGCAGUUUUAAAGCAUCACUUCUUUUUCUGAAAGUUUGCACUAAAUAUUCACUCAAUUUGACAAAUACUGGUUUGUCUUCAUUAAUCAUCAACCAAGUAAAUUUGUCCUUAUUUGUUAGAUAGAUAAAAUUUUUGUUGAGCUUGUAUAUACCAUUAAAAAACAUAUUUCUCUCUUCAACAUAGAAUGGACAAUCAGUAAGGAAAUAUAUAUAAUUAUAUGGCCUGUAUAUACAUACGUACGUAUAUAUUUUGGCUUAAUUUUGUUGUAAUACCUGUAUAAAGUACAAACAUAGAAUUCCUUUAAAAAAUCUUGGAACUUGUAAAUUUUCUAUGAUGUUCAAAGCAAGUUGAAAAUAUAUAAUUAUAAAUAUGUUACCUCUCCUCAUAUAAGUCUAUAUGAAUGUUCCCCCACUGUUUUGGACCCAAUUGAGAAAUCACGGGAAUGAAUUACAUUCUGUAUGGUAAAUUGUAUUCAUUUUACAUAUAAAAACAUAAAGUUAGGUUUCAAAUUUGAAUAAAGUUUGUUUGUAGCAAGUUUUGUUAAAUUUUAUCAUCUCAAAACCACGUGUUGUGGAGAAGGACAUGACUGGGUAGAUUAAUUAUGCUUUUUUUUCCUGUCCUCGUAUUGGACCAAAUAUCUUUAAUAUCGAAAGAGACACUGUAGAAAGCUGUGGUGAUUUUUGAAGUGCACUUGUAUUUUUAUUCCAAAAUCAAAUCAUUGAAGUGAAAAAAAUUUCUAUUUUCAAGAUUUGAAAUAAAUUUUAAAUUAAAUUCAUGUGGUGAAAAUUAUUGAAUGAAUUUGAUUAAAGUUCAUCAGGUGUCAAAAUAAAUACAAUGUAAAAUAUACAUUAUACAGUAUGUCAACUGUAAAAGUGAGAUAGAAAAAAACAACAACAGUGAUUGAUUUCCAUUCUUAAAUUUUAAAGAAAUUGGAAGUAAUUUCCUAAGUAGAUGUAUUUAAUAUAGAGUGAAGAUGAAUAAAUUAAAAGUAUGAGAGAAUUGUCUGAAAUUGUUGGCAAUGCAAGAGAGCCUGUGAAAAUUACCUGUGUAAAUUUAUUUAUUGUUAACACAUGAUCAACUCUCAAUCACCUUGUUUCACCCCAAGCCAAACUUGAUUGAAUUGUACACAUUCACCAACAAUAAACCAAUUAUCAUGUCAUUAUAAUGUUUUACCUGUGUAUUUUCUAAAAUAUUAACUGUGAUACAUAGGAUCUUGACAGGCAAAUCAAGGAAUCUGGUUGGUCAAUUAUCAAAGAAUAGAAGCAUUGGAUUGGUCAGUUCCUUAGAAUAAGUGUUCAAGGGAGACAUGACCUGUGAAAUGCAUAUGUCAAAGUUGGGCUUGAUGAACACUGUUCUGUGGGAAAAUAAUUUUAGAGUGACUUUGAGACUUGUCUCUAAUUACCACUCAAAAGUCACAUGGGUAGCCACCCAAUUUAUAUCAUUUCACUAACACUGCCAACUUUAGCUUGGUUACUGGAAAAGUGUUUGACAAGUUCACGCUGAACUUUGAUGGACUUUCGAACAAAUCAAACUUUUGUUGCCUCUUGAACAUUAGUCUUUCUGGAGAAACAUUAUGGCAUCAAUAAUUCAGAAUUCUAAGCAGAGUGUGCCGAUGUGUCAGGGACUGGCUAAGUUAUCAUCGCACCCUAUGUUUGAGGAUUUACAGGCCACGCUGUUGUCUGACUGUCUUCAGGUGUCUGUUCCGUAUGCCCUGUGUUCUGAUCAGACGACGUCUGCUACUGAUCCCCAGACAACAACGGACCAGUCCUACGCGGUGGUUCAGGAAACUACACUACAACAGCAGUUUCUAGAAAUGUCUUCCAACAGCAACCCGAAAGUGCAGGAAUUAAAAGCAUUCUACAACACACAGCUAGCCAUCAUCGAAACACAGAGAUUGGAUGCUGUGGCAAAACUAAAGGAUCACGCCAGUGACUCCCCAUCUCAGUAUCUGAAGGAAAUGACUUGUAUCCAAGCCUACCAUGACAGACAGCGUUCUCACCUGACCAGCAGAGUGUACAGCAGCCUCCAGCUCCUGAAAAUCAGCAUAGAAAAACUACCGGAUAACCCCCACACCGUCCGGCCUCGGUCCAGGCAGCUCAACAGUAAGGCCACUUCUAUCAUGUCUAACUGGUUUGAGAAAAACCUCCACCAUCCGUAUCCUACUGAUGAACAGAAAGAGAUGCUGGCUCGUCAAGGGGGAAUCUCUGUGGCUCAAGUCAAAGCCUGGUUUGCCAACAAGAGAAAUCGCACCAGCAACACUAAACCCAAAAAGCAGAAAAUGCAAGUGGAAAAGAAACUGUUGAACAUAUGUUCAGAAUUGACUGGCAGCUCGUCCCGGCAGACGGGUGGGUAUGGAGAAAUUAUUCAGCAGUUGUCGGAUAUCGUGACUGCAUCGACUACUGUCUUCAACCAAGGAAUUGAGAAACAAGAUUUUGACUUUAUUUUUUCAAGUGAGGAAAGUAAUGGCAGCCUGUAAUUUUUACAGUGGAUUUGAUCCGAAUUUACUCUGUUUACACAAACUUAAUUUAGUUGUGGAAUCUAAGUGAAUCAUUUUUGAAUUUGAACUUUGCAAGUGCAAAUCUACAGUUCAUGUUGGUUUUUGUGUAGUGCUUUGUAAAUACACCAAUUUGUAUUUAAAUGUGGGUUUAAUUAUUACUGUAAUAAAAUGUAAAUACAUAUA
Messenger RNA from Ostrea edulis (European flat oyster), 3567 nucleotides. RefSeq lists its product as uncharacterized. NCBI's taxonomy places the organism in Eukaryota, Metazoa, Mollusca, Bivalvia, Ostreida, Ostreidae. Bases 2461 to 3363 code for a protein of 300 amino acids. Gene Ontology annotation, molecular function: DNA binding. Gene Ontology annotation, biological process: regulation of DNA-templated transcription. The transcript has a single exon. The record is from RefSeq and is a predicted model, not a curated record.